CCCUGUUUCUUUCAGCUGAGUAAGACGCCUUUGGACAAUGAUGGCCAUGAAGAUCGCUCUGCUGUUGCUGUCCCUGUUCCUGGCUGUGGUGCUGGGAGAGAAGGAAGAGGGCCACUUUCAUUCUCUCCCUUCCAUAUUCCUCAGAUUUCACCCUAAAAUCAGUGGCCCCUGGUCUCGAGGGGCUAGAUAUGCUGAAGGGACUUUAUUCAGUGACUACAGUAUCGCCAUGGACAAGAUCCGCCAACAAGACUUUGUGAACUGGCUGCUGGCUCAGAAGGGGAAGAAGAAUGAUUGGAAACAUAAUCUCACCCAGAGGGAGGCUGGAGCCUUGGAGCUGGCACAUCAAUCUAACAGGAAGGAGGAGUCGGAGGGGCCACAGGGCAUCUCACACAAGGACCUCAGUAAUGAAGACUUGCUGAAAGAUUUACUGAUUCAAGAGCUGCUAGCCUGGAUGGUGGAUCAAACAAAGCUCUGCAGGCUCAGGUGA
Erinaceus europaeus (western European hedgehog) is the source of this 487-nucleotide messenger RNA. RefSeq names its product gastric inhibitory polypeptide (gene GIP). The transcript has 4 exons. Bases 38 to 487 code for a protein of 149 amino acids. The record is from RefSeq and is a predicted model, not a curated record. Gene Ontology annotation, molecular function: glucagon receptor binding; hormone activity. Gene Ontology annotation, cellular component: extracellular region. Gene Ontology annotation, biological process: response to starvation; regulation of insulin secretion; regulation of fatty acid biosynthetic process. Lineage: Eukaryota; Metazoa; Chordata; Mammalia; Eulipotyphla; Erinaceidae.